Messenger RNA from Adineta ricciae, 741 nucleotides. Lineage: Eukaryota; Metazoa; Rotifera; Eurotatoria; Adinetida; Adinetidae. The record is from the annotation of a GenBank genome assembly.
AUGUCUGUUGUCGCACAAACCGCCACUUCUACCACCGGCUCAGCUGUAGCUCAUACAGCUGUUGCUGAAAAUGUUGCUGUUAAAUCAGUCGUCAGCACUGAAACUCAAUCCAAAGUCAGCUUGGAAAAUACACAAAAGAUGGCUGCUUUAAUGAGCAAACUUGGUACAACUCAUCAACAAAUUGAUGAAUAUUCUCGCCGUCGUACCGAACAAAUCUCCGAAGAAGUUGCCGCAGCUAUCAAUCGAAUUGUUGCUGAAACUCAAAUUCAACAACAAACUCUCUUAGCCGAUGCCAACGCUCGUUCAGCUGUCGUCGAAGAAGAAUAUAAACUUAAAUUACAAAAGUUCGUCGAAGAACUCGAUGUUGUCAAAGCUCAAAACUUAGCAACGCUCGAAAGAGACUUGAACUUACGUCAAGAGAUGAUCCUUGACGAGGCUCGCAAACGCAUCGAUGAAUUGAAUGAAGAAGCUAACCGAUUGAAAAUGGGUGUUUUGCGUGAAGCACAAGCUCAAGCUAAUGCUAAAGUCGAAGCCAUCACCGGACAAGUUGCUGCUUUGGGAGCUGAAGAUGCCAAUCGUCUCUUGACAUCCACUGCAACCACAGUUAUCACAACUGAAGCUGUAGCUACUGGUGCAACUCAUGUUGAAGGUGCAACAGUCACUGUUGGUGGAACUAAAACCGUUCAAAGCGAAUCACAUUCAUCUUCAUCUUCAUCCUCUUCGAAAGCAGUCACACACUAA